UAUAAACCGUUAAAUUAAAAAAAAAUUCAUUUAACUUCUAUUAAGAUGUUUUUGGUGAUCGCUUUAUUUUGUAUCCCAGCUAUUUUGGGGGCACCCAAUUUAAAACCUUUAACACCAGAACAAGUUGAAAGGUUAAAAAAUUGGACUGAAGAUGAUAAACAAAAUAUUUGGGAAUUAAGUGGCCAAACCGAAGGGGAUAUGGUGUUGGAUGUUGAUCAAAGAAAUGGGUUAAUCAAUGAAAGAUAUCGUUGGAGUAAUAAUGAAAUUCCUUACGUUUUGGAUUCUAAAUUUGAUGAUGAUGAAGUUGCAUGGAUUGACAAAGCUUUGGAAGAGUAUCAAGAAAAAACUUGUUUAACAGUUAGAAAAUUCCAAGCCGGUGACACCGAUUAUGUUUAUGUUACUGGAGAAGACAGCGGUUGUUGGUCGUCUGUGGGACGUCGAGGAAAUCGCCAAACUUUAAAUCUUCAACGUGGCAAACUCGGGGAAGGUUGUUUUAGAACUGGAACGAUCGUGCACGAAUUUUUACACGCAGCCGGAUUUUACCAUCAACAAAGUGCAACCGAACGUGACGAUUACGUUGAAAUCGUUUGGGAAAACAUUCAAUCUGGAACCGAAAACAAUUUUGCCAAACACGCGGCUGAUGUCAUCACCAAUUUCGGGGAACCUUACGAUUAUGGUAGCGUUUUACAUUAUGGUGCUUACGCGUUUUCGAAAAACGGAGAAAAAACUAUCAUCACUUUAGAUCCAGAAGCUGAAAUCGGGCAAAGAUACGGAAUGAGUGAGAUCGAUGUUAAUAAAGUUAAUAUCAUGUAUGGAUGUGGAAAGAAAUAAGAAAAUAAAA
This is a messenger RNA of Onthophagus taurus, 841 nucleotides long. RefSeq names its product zinc metalloproteinase nas-13-like. Gene Ontology annotation, molecular function: metalloendopeptidase activity; zinc ion binding. NCBI's taxonomy places the organism in Eukaryota, Metazoa, Arthropoda, Insecta, Coleoptera, Scarabaeidae. The record is from RefSeq and is a predicted model, not a curated record. Gene Ontology annotation, biological process: proteolysis.